AUACUAAUUUGCUCACUUUUAUGGUACCCGAGUAUUUUACUCACCGGGUGAAAGAGGGAUUUUUGGCACUUUGGCCUAUCAUUAAUGAUUCAGUGUGACGUAAAUAAUUUUGUUUAUUAAAAUGGAGAGCAAUUGGAAAUUUUCAAAUAGCUUCCUCAGCAAAUUCAAACGUUAACCUUUGGAGAGGGUAAUUUACCCAUUAUUCUAAGUAUCGCGUAAUUGCUUGGAAAAUGUUGCUGCUUUAGCACUCGUCUUGUUGCUGUUGGACUCAUCACUUGUCUUGUAUCUGCAAAGCUAAUUUGUUUGGUUAGACGUAUUGACCUGUUCAUACUUUCCUUCUCCCAACGAAUCUUUCCAGAUGGAUCACCUAAACUGCCCAUACACAGAGAAUUGACACAGGCGCAAAUACAAAGUGUUUUUGAAUUUCAGAGGCCAGAGACUACUCACUACACCUUCAUCGAUUUAGCUUGAUAAUAUUGUUGGGAGAGCGAGAGACAGGGGAUUGUGCAUACAGGUUGCCGAUCCAUUGCCCAAAACUGAAGAGAGAGAAAGAUCAAUCUGACCUUCCUGUAUUUGAUAGGCUGGAAAGACACGGGACAACUGUAUCUCAAAUGGAGAGUGAGGCAACUCCAAGUAAGAGCAGAACUGUACCAGUAAUAGACACCAAGGCAGAUGCAGAUAGUGCUUCGCACUCUUCAUCCACAUCACUUCCGGGAGGCGAAUACCAAGUCUUCUUGAGUUUUAGUGAUCCAGACACUCGCUACGGUUUCACCGAUUACCUCUACAAUUCUCUCACUCAAAAUGGAGUUCGCACCUUUCGAGGCGAGAUUGACAGAGGAGAAGAGAUCAAUAAAAUCAUCAACAAAGCAAUCAGGGAAUCAAGGAUCUCAAUUCCUAUCUUCUCCAGAAACUAUGCUUCCUGUAAAAGGUGCCUUAUGGAGCUAGAGCUGAUGGUGGAGUCCCAACAAUUGAUUUUACCCAUCUUCUAUGAUGUCUCACCCUCCGAAGUGAAACAUCAAUCUGGGAGUUACGGUAAGGCCUUCAAGGAGCACGAGAAAUCUGGGUUGGGAUCUGAAACUAUUUUGAAAUGGAAGAAUGCACUGAAGAAGGUUGGAAAUCUCGCGGGUUGGUAUCUGAAAAGAGACGCUGAUGGGAAUGCAGGACAACUAAUAACAGAGAAGAUUGUUCCAGCAGUGCUGUCAGAGUUGUUUAAAUUCAUGUAUGAAACUAGAAACUUGGUUGGAAUGGAUCAUCACGAAAAUGCUAUGAUGAAUCUAUUACAGAGAACCUCUGACGACGUUCAAAUUGUUGGUAUCCACGGCAUGGUUGGUAUUGGCAAGACAACUGUUGCCAAAUUCAUCUACAACAAACUCUUGAAGGACUUUGACUGUUGUAGUUUCCUUGCAAAUGUUCAAAUGGAACAAGAACUCCACGGUACUCUCGUUAGUUUGCAAAACCAGCUUCUCUCUGACACACUAAAUUGGAGCCCUGGGAUUGCCAAUGUUGACAUCGGAAUAACCACUAUUAAGCAAAGACUUCGUAACAAGAAAGUUCUCAUUGUUCUUGAUGACGUGAAUUCCAUUUCACAAUUUCAUUGUCUUGUAGGAGAGCCUGGUUGCUUUGGUAAAGGAAGUAAGAUUAUAGUUUCAACCAAAAAUAAAGGUGUUUUAAAUGACCUUGAAGUUGAAUGGACUUACGAAAUCCCAAUUAUGAAUGCUGUGCAAUCGCUUCAACUAUUCAGCAAGCAUGCCUUCGACAAGGAAUUUCCUCCAGAAGAAUAUGUUAGAAUCUCUAGAAAGAUUGCAUCCUUUGCUGGAGGCCUUCCCCUAGCUCUCAAAACUGUAGGUUCGUCUCUAUUUGGGGUAAAGGAUCUAGAGAAAUGGGAAGCUGCAUCAAAGAGGUUUGAAGACAUGCAAAAUGAUGAUGUAGAUUAUGAAGCAUUAAUAGACACCGAGGCAGAUGCAGGAGGCAAAUACAAAGUCUUCUUGAGUUUUAGUGGUCCAGACACUCGCUACGGCUUCACCGAUUACCUCUACAAUUCUCUCACUAAAAAUGGAGUUCGCACCUUUCGAGACCAUAUUGAUCUCCGCAGAGGAGAACAGAUCAACAAAGCAAUCAGGGAAUCAAGGAUCUCAAUUCCUAUAUUCUCCAGAAACUAUGCUUCCAGUAAAAGGUGCCUUAUGGAGCUAGAGCUGAUGCUGGAGUUCCAACAAUUGAUUUUACCCAUCUUCUAUGAUGUCUCACCCUCCGAAGUGAAACAUCAAACUGGGAGUUACGGUAAGGCCUUCAAGGAGCACGAGAAAUCUGGGUUGGGAUCUGAAACUAUUGUGAAAUGGAAGAAUGCACUGAGGGAGGUUGGAAAUAUCACGGGUUGGUGCUGGGAUCUGAAGAGAGACGCUGAUGGGAAUGAAGGACAACUAAUAACAGAGGAGAUUGUUCCAGCAGUGCUGUCAAUGUUGUUUAAAUUCAUGGAUGUAACUAGAAACUUGGUUGGAAUGGAUCAUCACGAAAAUGAAAUGAAGAAUCUAUUACAGAGCGCCUCUGACGAUGUUCAAAUUGUUGGUAUCCAUGGCAUGAAUGGUAUUGGCAAGACAACUGUUGCCAAAUUCAUCUACAAUAAACUCUUGGAGGAGGACUUUGAUUGUUGUAGUUUCGUUGCAGAUGUUCAAAUGGAACAAGAACGCCACGGUACUCUUGUUUGUUUGCAAAACCAGCUUCUCUCUGACACACUAAAUUGGCGCCCUGGGAUUGCCAAUGUUGACAGCGGAAUAACCAUUAUUAAGCAAAAAUUUCGUUACAAGAAAGCUCUCAUUGUUCUUGAUGACGUGAAUUCCAUUUCACAAUUUCAUUGUCUUGUGGGAGAGCCUGGUUGCUUUGGUAAUGGAAGUAAGAUCAUAGUUACAACCAAAAAUAAAGGUGUUUUAAAUGCCCUUAAAGUUGAAUGGACUUAUGAAAUCCCAAUUAUGAAUGAUGUGCAAUCUCUUCAACUAUUCUGCAAGCAUGCCUUCCACAUGGACUUUCCUCCAGACGAAUAUGAUAGAAUCUCUAGAAAGAUUGCAUCCUUUGCUGGAGGCCUUCCCCUAGCUCUUGAAUGUGUAGGUUCGUCUCUAUUUGGGGUGAAGGAUCUAGAGAAAUGGGAAGUUGCAUCAAAGAGGUUCGAAGAAAUGUCAAAGCAUGACGUUCGGAAAAAGUUGAGAGUAGAUUAUGAUGCAUUAAAUAGCAUGCAACAGCAGAUAUUUCUCGAUAUUGCAUGUCUUUUUGUUGGAAUGGAUAAAACAACUCUAUUUUACAUGUGGGAUGAUUGUGGCUAUUAUCCAAAGAUAGAAUUUAAUGAUCUUUAUCUCAAGUCUCUUGUGAAAGUGGGAGAUGCUAAUGAGUUGUGGAUGCACAAUCAGCUUAUUGCUCUUGGGAAGAAAAUUGUUAAUGAUGAAAAUUUCUUGGGAAACCGUAGUAGGUUGUGGAAACAUGAGGAAGCCCUAAGUUUGUUGAAGAAACGGAUGGGAACUGAACAGGUUGAGGCCUUAAGUCUUUGCUUUAAAUUGGAGUCUGAAGAGAAGCCGCCUUGCUUUGGAAGUGAGCAAUUCACUAGACUAGUAAAUCUAAGGUAUCUCCGAGUGGAUGGCGCAGACCUUGUUGGGGAUUUUAAACGUGUUUUGUUGUCCUUGAGAUGGCUUAGUUGGCGUGGUUGCCCUCCGGAUUUCAAACCAACUAAUUUUCAUAUGAAAAAUCUAGUCAUUCUUGAUCUAUCAAAGAGUGACAUCACAGAGGAAUGGGGGGGUUGGAAACAAAUCCAGAUGGCCAAAAAGUUAAAAGUUCUACAAGUGUCUAAUUGUGCUUUAACGAGAACUCCUAACUUUUCAUCAGAUACGCCUUUGGAGAUAUUGAUUCUUCGAGGCUGUGGAAAAUUAGAAAAUAUUGACCCUUCCAUUGGCAAUCUAAAGAAUUUGAAAAAGCUCGACCUUUCAUAUACUGAUAUACGGAAGUUACCAGAUGAAAUUUGGAUGUUGGAGAUGUUGGAAGUGAUGGAUUUCACAAACUGUAGUAUGCUGGACGCGGACAUACCUAGUAAGAUGGGAAGAUUUUUGUCUUUGAGAUCCUUGAGCUUUUAUCGUUCCAGAAUUCGAAGCCUGCCAGCUAACAUUUCGGGACUCACUCAACUCCAAACCCUUAACAUUGGAGGCUGCACAGAGCUUCAUCCGCAGCCAGACCUUCCCUCAAGUUUAAGGAUUCUGAAUGUCGGAUAUAUCCCUAACCUUACAAGUCUGGUUAAUGUACAGGAAUUGGAGUUGUUUAGGUGCCAUAAUCUUAAGGGGAUGCUCGGAGAUAUUGGGAAAUUAUCCAAAUUGGAGAAACUGAGGUUGCGUCAUACCAAAAUUGGGUCCCUACCAGAAGAUAUCGGUCUCCUUUCUCAGCUGAAAGCGCUUGAUCUAAAGUUCUGUGACCAUCUCCAAUGUAUACCAGUGCUACCCUCAAGUCUAGUUGAUUUAUCUCUAGCAUAUUGUCGGUCAUUGGUUACGUUGCCAGAUCUAUCAAAUUUGAAAAUUUUGACUAGUUUGUACAUAAAUGACUGUCCGGAGCUACCUAGUAAAAACUUGCUUGAUUUGUCAAGCUUAAAGAAGUUGGAAAUAUUAUAUAUUAGAAAUUGUUCGAGACUUGAUAAGAUCCGAGGGCUUGAAGGAUUGGAAUCACUGAAAUUUUUGGAUUUGAUUGGUUAUGAGAAUGAGAACUUGCGUGAGAUUGAGGGGCUUGGGGCUUUAAAAUCUUUGGAAGUUUUGAACCUGUCAUGUUGGAAGAACUUGUGUUGGAUUGAGAUUGUGGGCAUAAAAUCUUUGGAAGUAUUGAACGUGUCAAGUAAUGAGAAAUUGCGUGAGAUUAUGGGCCUUGAGGAUUUAAAUUUUUUGAAAGUAUUGGACAUGUCAGGUUGCGGGAACUUGCGUGAGAUUGCCGGCCUUCAAGGUUUAAAAUCUUUGGAAGAAUUGAACGUGUCACGUUGUAUGGAAUUGCAUAUGAUUGAGGGCCUUGAAGAUUUAAAAUUUUUGAAAGUAUUGGACAUGUCAGGUUGCGAGAACUUGCGUAAGAUUGCCGGCCUUCAGGGUUUAAAAUCUUUGGAAGAAUUGAACGUGUCACAUUGUAUGGAAUUGCAUAUGAUUGAAGACCUUGAGGAUUUAAAAUUUUUGAAAGUAUUGAACAUGUCGGGUUGCGAGAGCUUGCGUUGGAUUGCCGGCCUGCAGGGUUUAAAAUAUUUGGAAGAAUUGAACAUGUCACGAUGUAUAAAAGUGCAUACAAUUAAGGGCCUUGAGGAUUUAAGAUCUUUGAAAAUAUUGAACAUGUCAAGUUGCGAGAGCUUGAAUGAAAUUGCCGACCUUCAGGGUUUAAAAUCUUUGGAAGAAUUGAACGUGUCAUGUUGUAUAAAAUUGGGUAUGAUUAAGGGCCUUGAGGAUUUAAAAUCAUUGAAAGUAUUGGACGUGUCAGGUUGCAAGAACUUGUAUUUGACUGCCGGCCUUCAGGCUUUAAAAUCUUUGGAAAAAUUGAACGUGUCACGCUGUAUGAAAUUCCGUAUGUUUAAGGGCCUUGAGGAUUUAAGAUCUUUGAAAAUAUUGGACAUGUCAAGUUGCAACAGCUUGUAUGAGAUUGCCCGCCUUCACGGUUUAAAAUCUUUGGAAGUAUUGAACGUGUCAGGUUGUAUGACAUUGCGUACGAUUGAGGGCCUUCAGGAUUUAAAAUCUCUGGAAGUAUUGGAUGUGUCAGGUUGCGAGAACUUGUGUGAGAUUGAGGGCCUUCAAGCUUUAAAAUCUUUGAAAGUAUUGGACGUGUCAGGUUGCAAGAACUUUUGUGAGAUUGAGGGCCUUCCAGCUUUAAAAUCUUUGAAAGAAUUGAACGUGUCAGGUUGCGAGAACUUGCAUGAUAUUGAAGGCCUUCAGGAUUUAAAAUCUUUGGAAGUAUUGAACGUGACAGGUUGCGAGAACUUGCGUGGGAUUGAGGGCCUUGAGGCUUUAAAAUCUUUGAAAGUAUUGCGUAAGAUUGAGGGCCUUGAGGCUUUAAAAUCUUUGAAGUAUUGAACAUGUCAAAGUACACCUCAUUGAAACCAAUACCAGAUCUGCCAUACACAACAUAUUCCAUGACCCAAGAAUGAGAUCGAUGCUGCUGAUUCAGUGUACAGGUCAUGGCAAGGAUAUAGUAGACGACGCAUCUCCACAAAUGUAGUUGUAGGUGAAGUACUCUGGUUUUUGUAUCAAUGCUUACUCCAAUGAUGAUUGUUUUGUAAAGUGACUUGAUUUGUCAACAUGAUCGAAAGGCAUUGUAAUUAUGUCCACAAAAGCCUCAACCUUGUAACUUUAUUCUUUUGGGGCUCAUUCAUGUAUAUUUUGGGAAGUGUAUAUAUUUAUGAUGGUGUCAUUUUGUUUAUUGAUAAUGAUGAAUGAUUAAGGAGGACGUAGAUUUGGACUUAUGUAUCUAAUUUGAUUAAUUUUGUAUAAAUGAAUGCAUGUAAA
Messenger RNA from Cornus florida, 6491 nucleotides. Its product is annotated as disease resistance protein L6-like. Gene Ontology annotation, biological process: defense response; signal transduction. Lineage: Eukaryota; Viridiplantae; Streptophyta; Magnoliopsida; Cornales; Cornaceae. The transcript is spliced from 8 exons. Bases 612 to 6059 code for a protein of 1815 amino acids. Gene Ontology annotation, molecular function: ATP hydrolysis activity; protein binding; ADP binding. The record is from RefSeq and is a predicted model, not a curated record.